Messenger RNA from Synchiropus splendidus (mandarinfish), 3266 nucleotides. It is a transcript of the gene ttyh2, whose product is annotated as tweety family member 2. Gene Ontology annotation, cellular component: plasma membrane. NCBI's taxonomy places the organism in Eukaryota, Metazoa, Chordata, Actinopteri, Syngnathiformes, Callionymidae. The coding region runs from base 370 to 2001 and encodes 543 amino acids. The transcript has 15 exons. Gene Ontology annotation, molecular function: volume-sensitive chloride channel activity; intracellularly calcium-gated chloride channel activity. The record is from RefSeq and is a predicted model, not a curated record.
UGCAAGGCAGCGUCAACUAAACGUCACUGGAAGAAGGGCGGCCGCGCGCUCCCGUUCUCCUCCUCCCGCGUGCGUACUAUCAAGCGCGCGCCCCCGUGGCAGUCGGCGCUGGAUCCGUCCGCUCGUUCUCACGGAGUCAUGCGGUCCGUACGAUUACCCUCCUUUUAACACAACCCCGCGCGGAUUUAACUUCUCUGACCCGUCGGGAUUUUCUGCGUCUCAGCCCCACGCGUGGCCGUUUCUGCUCCCCCCACAGACAUGCAGCAUGUUUUCGCCGUUAUUUCUCUCAUUGGCGUCUUUGUUUGAUUGGGACUGAGCGGUGCGCUCAGGCUCGUUCUGCCGAACUUUUCCUCCUUUUCUGGGGCAGUGAUGUCUUCGGCUCGGGUGGAUUACAUCGCGCCCUGGUGGACUUAUUGGCUCCACAAUUUCCCUCACAUCAACUUGAGGUUCCAGCCCACGGACAGCAGCUUCCAGCCCGAGGAGGAGAACUACCAGCAGUCCCUGAUCUUCCUGGUCUGCGUGGCUGCGGCAGGUCUGGGCAUCAACCUGUUGGGUUUGGCCGUAUACCUGAGCUGCCUCUGCUGCUGUCGCAAAGAUGAAGAGGAGGAGACCAAGAAGACAAACUCCUGCUGUGUCACGUGGACUGCAGUGGCAGCCGGACUCGUCACCUGCAUUGCGGUGGGCGUCGGCUUCUAUGGCAACAGUGAGACGAACGAUGGCAUCUACCAGGUGACCUACUCUUUGUACAACGCUAACCACUCGCUCGGUGGCGUGGAGAGCUUGGUGAGCGGUACAAUGGGCAGCAUGAGGACUGGGCUGCACCAGCACUUAGCUCGACUAGACGAGAUCCUGGCCACUCGUGGUGACUACAUACAGACGCUGCAGUUCAUGCAGCAGAUGGCCGACAACGUCAUCAAGCAGCUAAUUGGUUUGCCGGACUGGGAAGAGGCCCAGAUGGACCUGGCUGCCAUUGCUGACCAGACCGCCAACAUCGAAUACUACAGGUGGCUGAGUUACCUGCUCUUGCUGAUCCUGGAUCUGAUCAUCUGUCUGCUGGCGUGUCUGGGUCUGGCCAAGCAGUCGCGCUGGCUGCUCACUACGAUGAUGGUCUUUGGAGUUUUGACGUUGAUUCUUAGUUGGGCAUCCCUGGGAGUUGAUCUUGCCGCUGCUGUGGGCACCAGUGAUUUCUGUAUCGCACCCGACAAGUUCAUCAUGAGCAAAACAAGGGGACUCAUCGGUCCUGAUAUCGUUCACUAUUACCUUUACUGCAACCAAACACUGUCCAAUCCCUAUCAGCAGUCCCUGACCAUUUUCCAGCGCUCGCUGACCACCAUGCAGAUCCAGAUCCAGGGCCUGCUCCAGUUUGCCGUCCCGCUCUUCCCCACAGCUGAGCGGGAUCUUCUGGGCAUCCAGGACCUGCUGAACUCGUCUGAGUCCAGUCUGCACCAGUUGACUGCUCUGUUGGACUGCAGGGGGCUCAACAAGGAAUACCUGGAUGCCAUGGUGGGUGUGUGCUAUGAUGGAGUGGAGGGCGCCCUCUACCUGUGCCUCUUCUCCUUGUUAGCAGCUUGUGCCUUCACCCUGAUGCUGUGUGUAGUUCCCCGGGCCUGGAGACAGAUCGCUUGCAGAGAUCAGGACUACGACGAUAUAGACGAGGAGGACCCCUUCAACCCGCGUGCCCGCAGAACCACCUCCCAGAACCAGAACCACACCACCAUGCACAGUUUCUGCAGCUACAGCAGCAGCAUGGGCAGCCAGAGCAGUCUGCAGCCCCCCGCCCCCACAGUUUCUCACCCAACUAUACCUGACUACAUGAACCAGACUGCGCUGUUUGGCGGAAACCCUCGCUACGAGAACGUUCCUCUGAUAGGACGAGGCUCUCCACCACCAUCGAUUUACUCUCAGCAGUAUAUGAACAGAUACUCCCCUACGAUGAGGGCCACCUACCUGUCCAUGACCGAGGAGCAGAGAAGACACUUUGGCAACGAUUUCCAAGCAUGAGCUUAAUGAAUCGGCACAAGUGUGAUGCCACUGUGAGCUACAAGACUGGAACCUGCUGUUCUGUUGGACUCUUCAUGGGGGCUCACAUAGAGCAAUUUCAGGAAUUUUCAGGCUUCGAUAGAGGACGACAGAAGUGGAAACUGAAAAUGAUGCACAAAUACAAUGAAGCACCACCAGUCAAAAUGGACACUGAAAGUAUUGGUACUUUUACCAAUCGCUCUCCUCUUCCCCCAUAGUCAUGUGAUAUAUAUUGCUACACAUCACUUCUUCAUGAACCCCUUGAGCGACACACACCCCAUCAUGGCCAGAUUUUUUUUUUUAUUGUGAACCAUCUGAACCAGCUUGUAGCACGACUGCACAAAUUAUUUUCCAACAUCCAGCCUUUCACUCACAUUGCUUUUAAAUCUAGUAAACAAUGGCAAAUCUCAGAUUGACCAAUUUUAACAGUUUGUGACUAUGACUGCUAGUAAAAUCCAGGUAGAGCAAGACAUUUCAAAGACUCUUAGUGACAGAUUGUCCCCAAACUGCGACUGAAUGAACGCAAAUCCAACUGUAGGAGCACUUGCUUGAGAGAAGCAACAUUGGACAAGGAGAAUGCAUAUUAUACUCAAUAAAAACAGGUCUUAAUGAGUGAAAAGUUAGCUACAUCCAGUUGUUGUAAUGUGGUCAGUGUCUCUUCGGUCAGUGAAUCUCACAGUUCAGGACAUUUGUCCCUGAAAAUGUUUUCAUCUCCCAAAUCUAUUCAUAUCAAGCCAGACUUUGCGUCAUCAUCAUACAGUGUCAUUCCGUAUAGGCAUUGGUAAGCAACAGCAGGAGGCGCUGUGGAGACAUAAACCACUAACUUGUAAAGAAACUAGACAAACUGCGACGCUACAGAUUGGUGUGUGCAUACGUGUAUGCAAAAACUAUUAAUUUUAUAGGCUUUCAUUUCAAAUGUGCCAUUUGUGGGUUUUUGUUUUUUUACAAAUAAUGUGGCUCUCUUUAUGAAACCACUGGAUUUUUUUGUUUGUUUGUUUUUUACUCUAGGGCCAUAAACUGUGCUGAAUUUACUAAUAUAAGUGUAGUUUGAAAACCUGUGCUCUCACUGAUAAUGACGUGUUCAGGUGAAAUACACGAGCAGUUUUUUUUACUCGUGCUUUAAUACAUGCAGUUUAUUUUUGUCAGCCGUUUUUCUGUUAGCAUGACACACUGUACAGGCACUGGAACUGGUGCUUAACUGUUUGACCGCGAUGUCAUUGAGGGCCUGUUGUGUUGAAUAAACUAAG